UGAAGGUGUGUCUCCCCUCAGUGACGUGGAGCUUCCGGGUUACCUGGCAGGUAAACAGAGCAGGUAAACAGCAGAAGAACAGGUUCACUUGAAAGAGUUCCCGCAGAAUGAGGACAGAUUCCGUGAUGGGGGAUGCAGCACAGCUGGUCAGCUCCAUCCAGCUGCAGGACAUGGAGCUUCAGGAGAAACCUGCACACAAGCGGCAGGGCAAAGGAAACAACAACAACAACAACAAUGACGAGACGUUCACUGUCGAGGACGCGGUGGAGUUUAUCGGCUUCGGCCGUUUCCACAUCCUGCUGUUCCUCAUCAUGGGGAGCACCAACAUAAUCGAGGCGAUGGAGAUCAUGCUGCUCGCUGUAGUUUCUCCAGAGAUUCGCUGUGAGUGGCGUCUUCAGGACUGGCAGGUCGCCCUCGUCUCCACCAUGGUGUUCCUGGGCUUCAUGGUGUGCGGCAUUCUGAGUGGUUACCUGGCCGACAGGUACGGCCGCUGGAAGGUUGUGUUCGGGGGCUUCGUGUGGAGUGCGUACUUCUCGCUGCUCACCUCCUUCGCCCCGUCGUACGGCUGGUUCAUCUUCCUGCGCAGCAUGGUGGGCUGUGGGGUGGCUGGAGUGUCCCAGGGCUUCGUGUUGAAGACGGAGUUCAUCCCGGCUAAAUACCGAGCCAUCCUGCUGCCUCUGGCCACCGUGUUCUGGAUGAUAGGGUCCAUGCUCAUCAUCGUGUUGGGGAUGCUCGUGGUUCCCUCGUUCGGCUGGAGGUGGAUGAUCCGUCUCUCUGUGACCCCGAGCAUCAUCCUGCUCUUCCUCUUCAAGUUCAUCCCGGAGUCUGCUCGUUAUAACGUGUCAGCAGGAAACGUUCAGGCGGCGUUGGAGACGCUGCAGAAAAUCGCCAAAAUGAACCGCUCGUCUCUCCCUCCGGGCCGCCUGGUGGAGCCCAGCGUGAAAGAGCGAGGCAGCUGGAGGAUUCUGCUAAGCCCCGCCUUCAGGAGGACGACCCUGCUGCUGUGGUACUCAUGGUUCGUGGCGUCCUUUGCAUACUACGGCUCAGUGCUGAGCAGCUCGGAGCUGCUGGAGAAGAACCUGCUGUGUGUGACGGACCCGGACCCUGAACACCUCGUCAAACACAAGCACCCCGACGGACUCUGUUUCUGCAUCCCAUUCAAGAACAACGACUACCAGACGCUGCUCAUCAGCUGCCUGGGGGAGGUCGCCCUUGUCCCUGUAAACAUCUGUCUGCUGAACAUUUUUGGACGGAAGUUGAGUAUGACCAUGCUGCAGCUGGUGGCGGCCAUGUUGUUCAUGUUGCUCAACAUCUGCUCCUCCAUGUUUGGCUUCACGGUUCUGCUGUUCCUGCUGCGCGCGCUGGUCUCCAUGAACUUUAGCGUGGUUUAUAUUUACACGGCUGAGGUUUAUCCCACGGUGGCCCGCUCUCUGGGGAUGGGCUUCUGCACAAGCUUCAGCCGCAUCGGAGGGAUGAUCGCCCCCUUCAUCGCUCAGGUGCUGAUGUCCCAGUCGGUGGUUCUGGCUCUCAGCCCGUUUGCAGUGACCUGUGUGAUCUGCGCUCUGGGGAACUUCCUGCUGCCGAUCGAGACUCGAGGACGAGCUCUGCUGCAGAACUCCUGACGACGUCCGCCGACGAACAAACCGUUUGUUAUUUUGUAUUAAAUCUGAGGCUCGUGAAUAAACGCUGCUAUUGAAAGAG
Messenger RNA from Trematomus bernacchii (emerald rockcod), 1701 nucleotides. It is a transcript of the gene svopl, whose product is annotated as SVOP-like. Gene Ontology annotation, biological process: transmembrane transport. Lineage: Eukaryota; Metazoa; Chordata; Actinopteri; Perciformes; Nototheniidae. The record is from RefSeq and is a predicted model, not a curated record. The transcript is spliced from 16 exons. The coding region runs from base 108 to 1622 and encodes 504 amino acids. Gene Ontology annotation, molecular function: transmembrane transporter activity. Gene Ontology annotation, cellular component: membrane.